CUCAGAGUGAACCCACCAUGCCCCGGGCCAAAGUCGACCCGAAGAACCGCCAACGCGCCGACAAAGCCUGUCUCGCCUGCAGGGCGGCCAAGAAGCGAUGUAGCGGGACGUUUCCGUGCAUCAAGUGUGAUGCCGUCGCCGCCCCGAGACUACGAUGCGCAACCCCGCCUCUGCAGAGCUCGAACCAAACGGACCAUCCGGGCUCACUCUCCCCUGAAGCGCCCCAUCGGACGCACCCGCGCAUGCUGCGCAACCUACAAGGGGAACGAGUCUACAUCGGAAAGGCGGCCUCCCUAUCGUUCCUACAACUCCUUCGAGAUACCGUCACCCAAUAUAUCGGACCGUCCCAGUUCUCGCAUAGUUUGAAAAGGGAGGAUAUGCUCGAGGCGGAAACGCCUCAGGAUGCCUUACCCCCCUUCCAGGAGAGUGACAUCGAUGAUGAUCGUCGGCAGGCGUUCCUCCUGGCUUACAAGAUUGCAACGAGUGGUUUUGUUGAUGUGCUGUCGGACGAGGAGACAGAGCGGGUGUUUGAACCAGCAGCGUUUCAGGAACCAGCGAAGUGUCUCAAUACGCAGACAGCCCUCCGCGAUAUAAUGAUCGCCAUCGGAGCGCAGUGCACCAAAAGUGACAGCAUGACCACCCGUGCAGAACGCUUCUUCUUCUCGCGCGCCCAAACCCGCGCCUUCACCGGCAUGUUGGAAAACCCCAGCCUCGAGAUCGUCCGGCUAUUCCUGCUCAUGUCGUUCUACAUGCUGGGUGCGUGCCGUCGCAAUGCCGCGUUCAUGUACCUUGGUGUGGCGGUCCGGGCGGCGGUGGCCCUAGGACUUCACAUCCCAGACUCUUCAACUACGACGGCAAAGGAGCAGUCACAGCGAGCGUGCAUCUGGAUGAGUCUGUGUAUACUGGAUCUGCUAAUCAGCUCCAUCCUCGGCCGUCCCCCCGCGACGGCUUGCCUACGCUUAGAGAAUAGCGGAAGUAUGGAGCACGGAUCAACCCAGAUAAGACCGGACCUGGUAGCUUCGUACCGUAUGUCACGCAUCCUCGACGAGAUCAUCGUCCGCCUGUACAGCGAGAAAGCAGCGUCUGCAGACGCAGCCGCGUCCAUCCUCGGUAAACUCACCCGGUGGAGCGACAGCCUGCCUCCGUCACUCCUGGCGCCGCCGUCUACUGACUGCGCGCGCCCGGCCGCCCAGCAACACAUCAUCGGUAGUCUACACAUCGCAUGCUUGUACCACUUCGCAGUCAUCAUCGUCACGCGGCCCUUCCUGAUCUCCGUGCUCGGGAUUCGUCUAGCGCGGUUCCAGCCCGCCUCGACAGGAAGUCUGGGCCUCCCAACCGAAGCCCUACAAGACGACCCAGCGCACGCGCAACUCGCUUCAGCGUGCGUCGACUCCGCCCUAUACAUGAUCCAAACCUGCAUGGAAGUUCACGAGUCCGACCUGCUACUAGGUAACAUGUGCAUCCUCAAGGCAUUCGUAUUCGCAGCCGCCCUCGUGCUAGGAUUCUCGCUGUUCGCACAGCGCGAAGUCAACACCGCCGUCGAAGACGCCUUCCACGGAGCGAUUCGCAUACUGCACGCGCUGUCCCAACAGUCCGCCCAAGCGGGCCACUACCAUGAGAUUCUCACGCUGCUGAAGAAUGCCAUUGCCGAGCAGCGCCAGCGGCUGAUGCAUCGGUCGCCGCAGAAGAACCGGUACGUCAGCAAGCUGUUUAGCUUGAAGCGAGACCAAGAUCCUGCGGGCGAGGAAGUACCAGCGAGCGUAGGGGAAAACGCCAGUGGUAUGACGACGCCGUCGCAGGCGAAUCUGCUCGACUCACUUAUGGACGGCGGUCUGUUUUGUGACUGGGACGGGAUGGAGCUGCCGUCGUGGGAUAGUUUUCCAUUUACUGAGGAUGUACUGUCGUAG
This is a messenger RNA of Aspergillus campestris IBT 28561, 1907 nucleotides long. RefSeq lists its product as uncharacterized. Gene Ontology annotation, biological process: DNA-templated transcription; positive regulation of transcription from RNA polymerase II promoter by galactose. The transcript has 4 exons. Gene Ontology annotation, cellular component: nucleus. The coding region runs from base 18 to 1907 and encodes 629 amino acids. NCBI's taxonomy places the organism in Eukaryota, Fungi, Ascomycota, Eurotiomycetes, Eurotiales, Aspergillaceae. Gene Ontology annotation, molecular function: zinc ion binding; RNA polymerase II cis-regulatory region sequence-specific DNA binding; DNA-binding transcription factor activity, RNA polymerase II-specific. The record is from RefSeq and is a predicted model, not a curated record.